AUGGGCCGCCGUCGCGGCUCCUUACCCACGCGUCGCGGCCCCUUAGCCGCUUACAGCAGCGGCCGCCGCCGACCCUGCAGCAGCAGCCGCCGCCGACCUGCAGCAGCUGCCGCCGCCGAGCCUGCAGCAGCAGCCGCCGCUCGACCUGCAGCAGCUGCCGCCGCCAAGCCAGCAGCAGCGGCCGCCGCCGACCCUGCAGCAGCAGCCGCCGCUCGACCUGCAGCAGCUGCCGCCGCCGAGCCUACAGCAGCGGCCGCCGCCGACCCUGCAGCAGCAGCCGCCGCUCGACCUGCAGCAGCUGCCGCCGCCGAGCCUGCAGCAGCAGCCGCCGCUCGACCUGCAGCAGCUGCCGCCGCCGAGCCUACAGCAGCGGCCGCCGCCGACCCUGCAGCAGCAGCCGCCGCUCGACCUGCAGCAGCUGCCGCCGCCGAGCCUACAGCAGCGGCCGCCGCCGACCCUGCAGCAGCUGCCGCGGAGCUCCCUGCUACGACCUGGCCCCGCCCCGCUGUUGCAGCGGCCCUACUGUCGCCACUGUCUUGCGCCCGCCGCACCAACCACUGGUGA
This is a messenger RNA of Closterium sp. Yama58-4, 564 nucleotides long. Lineage: Eukaryota; Viridiplantae; Streptophyta; Zygnematophyceae; Desmidiales; Closteriaceae. The record is from the annotation of a GenBank genome assembly.